GUCAAUAUGGCGGCUGUAUGUAAAAGUGGUUAUUUACAAAAAUCAAGAUAAUUUAUUUGUAAUAAAAUGAUUAUUUAUUAGGUAAUUAGUAUAUUUACGUGAUUCUUUGUUUAAUGGUUAUUAUUUGCUAACCAUCGUUAAUAGGUGAACAAAAUUUACUGACAAAAUGACCAACGAAAACAUGACCAUAAAGCAAGAGGUGAUGGAGGAUGAUGACAUGGAAAUAGAUGAGGAUCUUCCCACAUUAGGUCCUGCUGCUUUAGGAUUGCAAAGAGUUGGCACAGUGCCUCCCCCAAAACCCACUCCUACACAACCCCCACAAGUCUUAAAUGCUCGAGGGAUGCCGGCUAGGAUAAGAAAGAAAAAUAGACUAUUUUUUGAUGACGAUAUUGUAAAUACUCCACACCACAGAGUUCCAAGUGCUAAGAAGCAAAAAGCUACACCAUCCAAAAAACCGACACCCGUGAAAGUGAAAUUAGAGAGGAAUGAAUAUAAAUCUACUCCUAAAAAGACUCCAUCUAAGGAAGUUAAGCAUGAAAGAGACUCCCCUCCGCCUGUUUUAAACUCUCCAGAUAGAAAAAUUGGUCAAAAAAUAGGACUGAGGCUUAGAAAUUUACUGAAAUUACCAAAAGCUCACAAAUGGGUAUGUUAUGAAUGGUUUUAUAGCAAUAUUGAUCGCUGUCUCUUUGAUGGGGACAAUGAUUUUACUAUUUGUUUGAAAGAAUCCUUCCCCGAUUUAAAAUUGAAAGAAUUAACUAGAGUAGAAUGGACGAAGAUUAGAAGAAUGAUGGGUAAACCUCGUAGAUGUUCUCAAGCAUUUUUCAAUGAAGAAAGACUAGAAUUGGAAAAGAAAAGAAAGAAAAUACGAGCCCUACAACAAAGAAAAGCAACAGAUAUGACUAGUUUUAAAGACCUACCGCCAGAAGUUCCUAUGCAAUUGGUUAUAGGAACCAAGGUAACAGCAAGAUUAAGAAAACCACAAGAUGGUCUUUUUACUGGCAGUAUUGAUGCUGUUGAUACCUCAAACAAUACAUACCGUAUUACUUUUGAGAGACAAGGCUUGGGAACUCAUUCCGUACCUGACUAUGAAGUUCUUUCAAAUGAACCUCCAGAAACGAUAUCAAUACUGAGUUUUCAAGCUACAUUCAGACCUAGAAAUAAUGUCUCCUUUUCUCCUGUAUUAAAGAGUCCUGUUAUAAAUAAUCUGAAAUUAAGAAAAGAUCCUUUGCUCUCAGGUUCAUUGCUCAAUACUCCUCCCUUCUUACCUUCUUUAGAUGAGGGUAAAAUAGGCGGUUACCCUGCAAAAUUAUUAGAAAAGAUGGUUUUGGUUACUAAAAUUCUGAACGUUAAAAAAAUGAAAAUAAAAAUGUUAAAAAAGCUGAAUUCAGAAGCUGAAAAACUGUUUUCGUUUGAUGAAGAUAUUCCUGAUGAUUUUGAAAGAACAUACGCAGGUGUACUUGUCGACCUUGAAAAAUUAAAUUUUGAUCUCCAAAAGUAUCUUGACGAAAUGCAAAUUUACUGCAAACAGAUAGCACCGGAACCCAGCGUGGCAGCUAUGCUCACACCUUCGCAUUUGAGAGAAAAAUGUCGCGAAGAAGCUAAAGAUAUUGUAGAUAAGCAUAACUGUAUUAUAGCUUCGGACAAAGAUCCUUGCCAGAAUCCUUCAAUAUUGGAUUUAAUCACAGAUCUCACAUCACUAUUACUUCAAGUUAAAAACAUGUCCGAUGCCGAAAGCAAUGCCUAUGAGCUGCAAGUGUUGCAAGGUACGAUGGAACAAAUUAAAAGGAAACUUACUCCCGUUAAUCAACAAGUUUUUCAGGCUAAUGUAGAAGUGCAUAUGAAACACAUUGAAGUAGGUUUAAAUCAGAUUAAUAUUGACAAAUUACUUUUGGGUACAAAAAUUUAAGUAUAGGUAAUUUUAUUUUAUUGUAUAGAAAUUUAUUUAUUUCAGACUGUAUAGAUAAUUUGGGCAAAUGUUUAGUUAUGCGCACUAAUACUCAAUAAUGCUCGACGUAAAGACUUUUUAAAAGUAAAAAAUAUUUAAUAACAUUAAAAAUUUCCGCAGGAGGCACGAAAAAUUUUCGAUACAUUAUAUUUAAUAUUAUAAAUCUUUAAUAUUACAUAACAAGAGUUAUUACCGAAAGGUAAUUGGGUAAUACUCCAUAGUCAUUCAAACGAGCAGAAUAGACCUAUUACAAGGUUUAUGGUAAAAAAAACAGACAUUUUAGAGUUAAGUUGAUGAGACUGAUGUUAUCCAAUUGAGUUAUCCAGUGAGGACGUUUAGGUUGGAAUAAAUUCAUUUUCUCGAGAAUUGGCGAUUUUGGAGAGAAAUCCCGAAACAGGUCGAUUUCUAUAUUCAAAUUAUUAUUUUUUGGCAUGUAUACAGGGUGUUUGGUAAAGAAUGGGCCAUAGCUUAACCUCAGGUUCCUGAGGUUAAAAUAGGCCGAUUUAAGCUAACUUACCUUAGUACAAGGUUUAUAAUAACCGAGAUACAGGGUGUCAAAGUUAAACUUUUUUUUUAUUUAUUAUUGAAUAUUUCCUGACAGGUAUGAGAUAACAACAUGAAAUUUGGUAUGUGGGGGUUUUUUGGGUCGAGAAAACUAAAUUCCCUACCAAAAAUUAUGUAUUGCCCAGAGGGCGCCACAUACGCCUUUCAGCACUCAUUUAUUACGUUCAAUUUUUUUAUCCCUCUGUAUAAUUUUGACAUUAAAAUUUUUAUUCACCUAUUAGUUUUACUUAAAAAAGGUAUACUUCUUUCAUCUCCCUAAACUCGACCGUUUUCCAGAUAAACGCAUUUUAAAUCUGCGAUACACCAUCAUUUUUAGCAUAAUAUUGUAGUUACACCCGAAAAAUAACUUAAAACCAUAAAAUUAUCCAAAAAUGUAUCGCAAAUUUGUUCAAAUGGAAUUUGCGAUGCAAUGACAUAAAUUUGAGAACUGGCACAAUUAUUAUGGUUUUAAGAUAUUUUUCGGGUGGAACUACAAUGAUAUGCUAAAAAUGAUGGUGUAUCGCAGAUUUAAAAUGCGUUUAUGUCGAAAACGGUUGAGUUUAGGGAGAUGAAAGAAGUGUACCUUUUUUAAGUAAAACUAAUAGGAGAAUAAAAAUUUUAAUG
This is a messenger RNA of Diabrotica virgifera virgifera (western corn rootworm), 3112 nucleotides long. RefSeq names its product protein lin-9 homolog (gene mip130). Gene Ontology annotation, cellular component: nucleoplasm; transcription repressor complex. The record is from RefSeq and is a predicted model, not a curated record. Gene Ontology annotation, biological process: regulation of cell cycle; DNA-templated transcription; regulation of transcription by RNA polymerase II. Gene Ontology annotation, molecular function: DNA binding. The transcript is spliced from 2 exons. Bases 167 to 1906 code for a protein of 579 amino acids. Lineage: Eukaryota; Metazoa; Arthropoda; Insecta; Coleoptera; Chrysomelidae.